UUUUGUAAGCGAGGGCAGUUUUCCAGGCAGUUAUGGUCUUCGAAAAUCAAGCAAAAUCUUUUGCCUCAAAUUUGUGAUUAUGAAACAGCUGUGCCACAAUCAAAAUUUAAAAGGACAUGAAAUAUAGAGAUUCUGUGUGAGUGAGAAAGAGAGGGGGAUAUCAGGGCAGAAGUCAUUCACAGAGAGUGUGUCGAGAGAGAGGGAGAGAGAGGGAGAGCCAUUGCCUCAACUCUUUUCACUGGGAAAGAGGGAGGGAGAGGAAAAAAAACAAUUUUUGUUAUUUGGGUCUUCUUCUUUUUUUUCCCUGUUAUAAUCAUUUCUCUCUCAAACUUUAAAGUUUUGGGUUGAACAGAUUUUAAAGAUGGCUGCUUGAAGCACUUGGUGAAACACACUGUGCCUCCUUCUGUUUUAUGGUGAUUAGGUACAUAAUGGAUAUUUCAGACUACACAAGAAUUGUUUUGGAUAAGAUUCAGAAAUUUGAACCAGAAAAUGCCACAAAGAUCAUUGGCUAUCUCCUUUUACAUGACCUUGGAGAGCAGGAAUUGGCUAAAUUAGCUUCAUGCCCUGACCAUAUGAUACGCGAAAUCGCGUUUAAGGCCAAAACCGAGGUACAAAAUUUGGCUGCUAAAUCUGUCAUACUUUCAAGCUCACCUCCUAUUAACCCUCAACCAAGCCACUUACCCAUAAUCUCCCCAAGAACGACUACUCCAUCAAGCUUUCAGGCUCAUACCCCUAACUUUUGGGAGGCACAGGCAGCUAACAGUGUUAACCCAGAGUUUAUGUCAAUGGGUUACAUAGAUUCAAUUCCAGAACUUCAGAAGCAGAGCCAGCUUUUGUGUGCAGAGAAUCAUAUAGAUCCUUCUAAUGCUGGGGCUGUAGGGAUUGGCAAUGAUUACUUUAGCUUAGAUGCUUCAAAUUUGAAUUUCAAUGGAAAAUCUGGUAGGAGGUUUGGUGUGUCUGAAUUUCCCGUCAAGACAUGUCACUAUUUCAACAAAGGAUACUGUAAGCAUGGAAGUAGUUGUAGAUACUAUCAUGGACAAGUUGCAGCUGAGAACUUCCCUCAGAUAAAUGGGAAUGGUGAUGAUCAAGGAGGAUUGUCGGGCUCGCUUGCGCAGUUAGAGGCAGAACUUAUUGAGCUUCUAAGGCCAAGGAGAGGCAAUCCUAUUUCCAUUGCUUCCCUUCCAAUGGCAUAUUAUGAGAAAUACAAAAAGGUGCUUCAGGCAGACGGUUAUCUAACUGAGAGCCAGAGACAUGGUAAAUCGGGAUAUAGUUUAACAAAGCUUCUUGCACGGUUGAAAAAUAGUAUACGACUAAUAGACAGACCUCACGGGCAGCAUGCUGUGGUUCUGGUGGAAGAUAGGUACUUGGAAAGAGGAGAUCCCAGUCAAAAUAUAAGCGCAUCAAGACAAAUAUAUUUGACAUUUCCAGCAGAUAGCACUUUCACAGAACAGGAUGUCUCAGACUACUUCAAUUCCUUUGGGCGGGUUGAAGAUGUCAGGAUUCCAUCCCAACAGAGAAGGAUGUUUGGUUUCGUGACAUUUGUUGAUCCAGAAACUGUUAAAAUGAUAUUGGAAAAAGGAAAUCCUCACUAUGUACGUGGCUCACGUGUGCUUGUGAAACCUUACCGGGAGAAGUCAAAGCUUAUAGACAGGAAAUAUUCAGAA
This is a messenger RNA of Neltuma alba, 1664 nucleotides long. Its product is annotated as zinc finger CCCH domain-containing protein 18. The record is from RefSeq and is a predicted model, not a curated record. Gene Ontology annotation, molecular function: metal ion binding; RNA binding. The transcript is spliced from 5 exons. The annotation marks the transcript as partial. Lineage: Eukaryota; Viridiplantae; Streptophyta; Magnoliopsida; Fabales; Fabaceae.